UUCACCUCUGACCUCACGAGACGAAGGAAGGAAAAGUUGGCCGAGUUCCAGUUUACGUAAAGAGAAAAACCGUCAUAAGAAGCAGAUUGAACAUGGCAAAACACGGGUAUCCCACCGGAGUUGAUCAGAACUGCUGUGAUGGGUCUCCCACCGGGGUUUCCCAGGGCGACUGUGACAGCAAAACAAUCAGCGUUAAAGACCAAGCAGCAGCACAACAAGUCAACUUGAAUAGCGCCCGUAAGAAACCCUACAUGUGUGGGGAGUGUGGAUUCAGUGCGGCUUGGAGGUCUCACUUAUCCCGACAUAUGAAAACCCAUACAGGAGAAAAGCCCUACAAGUGUGAGGAGUGCAGAUACAGGGCAAACUGCAAGUCUCACUUAUACCGGCACAUGAGAACCCAUACUGGAGAAAAACCCUACAAGUGUGGGGAGUGUGAGUACACUACAGCUGACAAAUCUACCUUGUCCAGACAUAUAAGAACCCAUACAGGAGAAAAACCCUACAAGUGUGACCAGUGUGACUAUUCUGCUGCACACAGAGGUAACUUGGCAAUGCAUCGUCGUGCAAAACACACCGGUGAGAAACCCUACAUGUGUGGGGAGUGUGGGCAUAGGACAGCUUACAAAAAUGCCUUAUCCCUGCAUAUGAGAACACAUACAGGAGAAAAACCCUACAAGUGUGACCAGUGUGACUUUUCUGCUGCACAAAGAGCUGCCUUGGACUAUCAUCUAGCAAAACAUUCUGGUAAAAAAUCCUACAUAUGUGGGGAGUGUGGAUACAGGGCAAUUAAACAGUACCACUUAUCCCAACAUAUGAGGACCCAUACAGGAGAAAAACCCUACAAGUGUGACCAGUGUGACUAUUCUGCUGCACGGAAAAACAAUUUGGGCCGUCAUCUUUCAAAACACACCGGUGAGAAACCCUACAUGUGUGGGGAAUGUGGGUACAGGGCAACUCGAAAGCACCACUUAUCCAGGCAUAUGAGAAUCCAUACAGGAGAAAGACCCUACAAGUGUGACCAGUGUGACUAUUCUGCAGCACUGAAAACCAGUCUGCAAGUCCAUCGUGUAAAACACACCGGUAAGAAACCUUACAAGUGUGGGCAGUGUGGGUACAGGGCAACUCAAAAGCAACACCUAUCCCGACACAUGAGAGCCCAUACAGGAGAAAAACCCUACAAAUGUGACCAGUGUGACUAUUCCGCAGCAAAUAAGUCCAGCUUGGAUGCCCAUCUAGUAAAACACACCAGAGAAAAACCCUACAAGUGUGACCAGUGUGACUAUUCUGCAGCACAGAAAGCUAUCUUCGACCAACAUCGAGCAACACACACCGGUAAGAAACCAUACAUAUGCAGGAAUUGUGGAUACGGGACAGCUAACAGGUCUCACCUAUCCCAACAUAUGAGAAUCCAUACAGGAGAAAGACCCUACAAGUGUGACCAGUGUGACUAUUCUGCAGCACAGAAAGUUACAUUGAACAAACAUCUCACAACACACACUACUGCGAAACCCUACAUGUGUGGGGAGUGUGAGUACAGGACAGCUGUGAGGUAUACACUUACGCGACAUAUGAGAACCCAUACAGUGAGAUACAAGUGUGACCAGUGUAGCUAUUCUGCAGCAUCUAAGUUUGCCCUAACUCGACAUAUGAGAAUUCACAUGUUUGCAAAAACUUGUAGUACUUGUAACAUUUAGUACACAUAGUUUCUCAACUAUAGUUGUAAUAGAAUAAAACACAUUAUCCAAAACAUUUAGGGUAAAUAUCAUGAAACAAUUGAUAGUUUUCGCAACCAAAGGAAGGUUUUUGAAAGAAAUGUCAUACUCUUGCUUUUGUCCACUGCAUUUCUAGUCACUUUGUAGAUUAUGGCUCAGUAAGAAGAACAAUGCAUAUCCAGCGUAUUGCAUAUCAGCUGUUUUGGACAGUGAUGAAUUUUGAGCUAUCUACAGUAAACCCGAUUGUACUUAUUGGAUAAUGUAUAUAUACAUAAUUAUUGUUCCGUUUGUACUUGUAUGAAUGUACCAACUUAGAUUUGUUAUUGUUUACUUUGAUGAAGUUUUGCAUAUGUACCCUACAAGCAAUUCUAUAUUUUGACUUAUAUUAAGGUUAACUCAAGCUAGCAUUUGUUUCGAUUUACUGUUGUAUGUUCUCUAAACUCAAUUAUAUCUUUUGACUAAUA
Messenger RNA from Branchiostoma belcheri (Belcher's lancelet), 2176 nucleotides. RefSeq names its product zinc finger protein 761-like. The record is from RefSeq and is a predicted model, not a curated record. The transcript has 2 exons. Gene Ontology annotation, molecular function: RNA polymerase II cis-regulatory region sequence-specific DNA binding; DNA-binding transcription factor activity. Lineage: Eukaryota; Metazoa; Chordata; Leptocardii; Amphioxiformes; Branchiostomatidae. The coding region runs from base 93 to 1694 and encodes 533 amino acids. Gene Ontology annotation, biological process: regulation of transcription by RNA polymerase II.